AAAUGGCAAUCACGGCAAUCGCCAUCGGCGAAUCUGUUGCUGUUGCUGUGUAGUGAACUUCAGUAAUCAUUUGUGAAUUGUGUUUUAAUUUGUUAAUAGGAUAUAUUAUGAAAAUUAAGUUGUUGUCGAAGAACAGUUUUGUAUCAAAUAAGUGCUGAUGAUCAAUGUUAUGUAUUUACAUAGCUACUAAGACGUGAUUGUGUAGUGACUAGUGAGUAACGAUUUGAGAUUGCUUCGAAGCCUUCUGUGUGAUAAUCGUGUUGUUUUAUUAUUGCUACGGAUAUACGAUACGGAUUUUUGAACAGAAAUGCAGGCGAUCAAGUGUGUCGUCGUUGGCGAUGGUGCCGUCGGUAAAACAUGCCUGCUCAUCAGUUACACAACAAAUGCCUUCCCCGGCGAGUACAUACCUACAGUAUUCGACAACUACUCAGCGAAUGUGAUGGUAGAUGGCAAGCCGAUCAACCUUGGCCUCUGGGAUACCGCUGGGCAGGAGGACUACGACAGGCUCCGUCCGCUCUCCUACCCGCAAACGGACGUGUUCCUAAUAUGCUUCUCGCUCGUCAACCCGGCUUCCUUCGAGAACGUUCGGGCUAAGUGGUACCCAGAAGUGCGGCAUCACUGUCCGUCGACGCCCAUCAUCCUUGUGGGGACGAAGCUCGACCUGCGCGAAGACAAGGAUACCAUCGAAAAGUUGAAGGACAAGAAACUAGCUCCCAUCACCUACCCACAGGGCCUAAGUAUGGCGAAGGAGAUCGGCGCGGUGCGGUAUCUAGAAUGUUCCGCGCUCACGCAGAAGGGCCUCAAGACGGUGUUCGACGAGGCGAUCCGCGCGGUGCUGUGCCCCGUGCAGCCCGUCAAGGUGAAACGGAAGUGCGUGCUGCUGUAAGGGCUGCAUAGAUAGUGUAGAAAAGCUGAAGCCAGUGCAAACAGCAUUGCUAGCAACAAGCCGCACCACCAUCCGUCGAUUCCGACACCACAGUGCGCUGACACAAACAAUGGACUGCAAAUGCAUACAUAGAUGUUAAUUUUUAACGUUAAUAAUCAUUAAUGUAACGUGGAUGUGAGUGAGGUCCGUAUAUGUAAACGCUUUUGUAUUAUCUGUGAAAUGACAUUGACAUUUCUCUAUGGUUACAAUAUGGCAGUCGUUUUAUACAAUUUUAAACGUAAUAUUUCGUAUUUUUUGGGUGCUUUCACUGACGCUGGAAAUAGAAUUAAUACAUUCCUACAUUAAUUAAAGGUUAUUUGCCCACCACUUGUUUUUUUUAUUGUCGUACAUUUGGCUCUGACCACACGGAUAAGUGGUCGUUCGUUUGACGUGGAAUUGUUAAAUUUUAUGUUAGGCAGAGAUUAUAUUUUUCGAUUAUUGCUUAUUUUUGUUUCCAUUGUUGUAUUUCAUGGUAGUUUUCGAUAAGUACAUAUUCAGUAUUCGCUAAGAGUUUAUAUAUGUACCUAUGUAUAUUGUAAUUUUAAUUAACAGCAUUAAUUACAGUGAAAUAAAUAUACAUUAUUAUUGGCGAAUGUCCUACAGCGAUCGAGAGCGAGGUACAAUAUUUAAAGGUGGAUUUUAUAAGAUUAUUGUUUAAGUUUGAUACAAAAUUAU
Messenger RNA from Colias croceus (clouded yellow), 1600 nucleotides. RefSeq names its product ras-related protein Rac1 (gene Rac1). Lineage: Eukaryota; Metazoa; Arthropoda; Insecta; Lepidoptera; Pieridae. Bases 308 to 886 code for a protein of 192 amino acids. Gene Ontology annotation, biological process: regulation of cell shape; regulation of actin cytoskeleton organization; motor neuron axon guidance. Gene Ontology annotation, cellular component: plasma membrane; cytoplasmic vesicle; cell cortex. The record is from RefSeq and is a predicted model, not a curated record. Gene Ontology annotation, molecular function: GTP binding; GTPase activity; protein kinase binding. The transcript is spliced from 6 exons.